AUGGAAUUGCCUUGGAGUGUGGUGGAAUUUGAAAAACUGGUGGAGAAAUGAAGAAAUUUGCAAGUGGAGCUGAGAUCAUUUGCAGACAGUAUGAGAAAUACAAACACCAGAAAUCUUACCGCAUUGAAAUCAAGCCUGUUAAUUUAUCUAAAAGAGUUGUUCUCAAAGAAGCGUACUGCUGCUAGCCAUGUAUUGGUGUUUAUGAUUGCGGAUGAAUUAAGAAACAAGAAACCAUAUGCAAUUCCUGUGCGUUUCAUGCCCUAA
Molecule: messenger RNA, 264 nt
Organism: Pocillopora meandrina
Lineage: Eukaryota; Metazoa; Cnidaria; Anthozoa; Scleractinia; Pocilloporidae
Source: the annotation of a GenBank genome assembly